AAAUUUAUAUCAUUUAGGAGUUGUUGCAUCUAAUAUAAAAUUGAGAACAUAAAAAUUAACUUAGCAAUAAGUAAAAAAAGGUAAAAAAAUGAUUAUUGAAGGUUUGGAUGCAUUAAAACUUUGGCUUUCUAAGAAGUUGGAACCAAUAUGCGAUGCUGAUCCUGCAGCCCUUGCAAAGUAUGUAAUUGCUCUAAUUAAGAAAGACAAGAUUCAAGUUGAGUUAAAAGCUCUUUGUGAAGAUCAACUUGAUGUUUUUUUGGGUGACAAUACAAAGAAGUUUGUUGCUGACCUGUUUUCAAGUUUAGACACAAAAUCCUAUUUACCUGUAAAUCCUGAUAUUGUUACUAAUGACAAUCGUGUUUCUAACGAAAGUAAUAUUAUUGUGAAGACAAUCGUUAAUAAUGAACAGAAGGGAAGCAAAAGAAAGUCAAUUGAUGAAAAUGAUAAAAAUGAGAUAGAAAAAUUUCAAAAAACUGAAAACAAAAGUGAUGUUGGUAAAACUGAGAUGAUUGUAAACAAUAGUUCUAGAGAAAUAUUAGAAGUUAAACAAGUUACUAAUGAUUCUAAAUUAGACCCAAAUGAAGCAAAUACUGAUAAAAAUAAAAAGACUUCUAAAGAAUCUAUUGUUCUUAAACCCAGAAAUGGAACUGUAAAUGAAAAAGAUUUGUCCAAGGAAGUUUCACUUGAUAAAUCAUUAAAAAGUGCUUCUCCUGGUCAAGCAAGACGUAGACAUUCUUCUCGUCAUGGAUCAUCUCCUAAUAGAAUAAGUCGUCAUUCAAGGAGUUCACGUAGAGACCGUUCAAGGCGAGAACAUGAAAAUAAAAGUAGAGAGAGGAGGCCUAGACGUAAAGAAAAAGAUAAAUGUAGAGAUUAUGAAGAAAAAGGAUUUUGUAUGCUCGGCGAGGUUUGUCCAUAUGAUCAUGGACAUGAUCCUUUAGAGGUUGAUGAUACUAAUUUGCCACAGAUGCUUACUUUAGCUGGUCUACCUUCAAUCCAACCUCAUCAAAAUUUUACACAACAGCCUCCUCAACACCUUCAAUUUCUUCCUAAUAUGUUACCUUCACAUCCAAUGCGUCCUCUCCAACCUGCAGUUCCUGGUGCUUUAUCACUUAAUACUGGAUUGACAACAGUUCAUAUACAAAAGCAAACACCGAUUCCAUCGCCUAUUGAAAUUAACAGAAAUCAAGUCCCUAUAUUUCGGCCUCGGAAUUCACUUGCUUUCAUAAAAAAUAAUUCUCCAGUUUUAAUGUCUGGAUCAAAACCGCACUUAGUUAAUGCUGGUGAAGCUUAUAAUCCUGAAGCUCCUGCUAUUGAAGCGACAGAAUCUAGUAUUAUGAAAAGUGACGGUUCUUUUUCUUCUAAACUUGAAAGAGCUGAAUCUGAUAAUAAAACACACAAUGAACUUAUUCAAAUUGCUUUGGGUAAUGUACCCUUAACACCUAUUGUUGGUACACAACCAAAUAACAUAUUUCAAUUAAAUAGUCAAAUAAAUACAAUACAACCGCAAAAUCAAACAUUUCAAAUGUAUCAAAAUGUUCCUGGUUCCGAUAUACUUCAGCAGACGUAUCUUCCUAUAUCAUUACCAAAUCAACAACAACAUCAACAGCAACAGCAGCAGGCCUUUCAUAUUCAAAUGCAGCUACAACAACAUCAAGCAACAACAAUACUUGCACAUCAACAACAGCAACAACAACAAGCUGCUGUUCAAAUACCAUUAAGACAGCCAUUUCAUAAUAAAACUGUGUUGGAAAUUCGCAAAAUUCCCUCAAAUUUAAAUAACAUUGUUAAGAUUAGUGAACAUUUUCAGAAAUUUGGUGUCAUUACAAAAGUACAGACUCCAUUUGAUAAUGAUCAACAAGCAGCCUUAGUAGAAUUUGCAACAUAUCAGCAGGCAAAUUCUGCGUACAAUUCUCCUGAAGCUAUACUUGGCAAUCGGUUUAUCAAAAUGUUUUGGCAUAAUCCUAACAGACAACAAAAAAAUAACAAUCAACAAGCAGUAAAAAAUACAAGUAGUCAAGAUGUGACGGUGGAACAAAAAACACAAAAACCAAAAAAAGUUGCAUCUUCAAAUGAAUUAGUUUACAGAAAUCCAAAAGCUGAUCCUAAUUUUAUAAACCAAGAGAAAAAAAAAGAAUUAGAAAAGCUCAAAAUGGAUCUUGCCAAAAAAAAGCAAUUUCAUUAUGAAGAGUUGCUUGAAAAACAAAAGGGAAUUUUAAAAAAAUUGCAAGAUGGAAAGACUCUCACAAAAGAACAAAGAGAACGUUUAUUGAAGACUUUCAAACAUUGUGAUGUAACGGUACAAAGGUUAAAAAAAGAGAUUUUAGAUGAUUCUCAAAUAAAACAAAAAAGUUCAGUACAAUAUACAAAAGACCCAAACAAAGAAAUUUUAGAUCGUGAGAUUGACAUAUAUAAUGGGCAUUUGGGCGGUGAUGAAUUAGAAGAGGCGAAGCAUGCACUAAUAUUACUCAAAAAACAGAUUGGAUUUAACCCUAGAGGAAGAGGAUUUCCUAAAACAAGAGGGCGUGGAGCAAGCCUGUGGCACCGUGGUCGAGGGCAUAAUGGAUUUAAAAACAAUAUUCUAGAUAAUCGGCCAAAACAACUUUUAGUUACAGGAUUUGCAGCUGAUGAAAAGGAAUCUGUCAUAUCACAUUUUGCCGCUUUUUCUCAAAUGGAUCGUAUUGAAGAAACAACCCCAGAUAAGCUGGUUCUUACUUUUCCGACUCGUCAGUCUGCAGAAACAGCUGCUACUCGCGGGGUGAAGUUUAAUGGUAAACAAUUGAUAUUGUCAUGGUUCCAUAGUCAACCUAAAACUUCAAUUAACAAUGAUAUUGAAUCUGAGCAUAAAAGGCUGGGUCGUAGUUUGUCGGAAAAAGACUUUGAUGAUGAUUUGCUCGAGUUAGAUAAAGAUGACGAAGAAAUGCUUUUGGCCGUCGAUGAUGACGAUGAUGGUGAUGAUGAUGAUGAUGAUGAUGAUGAAGAUGAAGACGAAGAAAGAUCCUGGAAGAGAUGAUUUUAAUUUAACUGAUGCAAUUCAAUAUUGUUUACAUGUUUAUCUAUUUUUUAACUUAAAAACGAGAUAUUUUGCUUUUGCAACAAGUUUAACCCGAAUUUAAAAUCAAUAACAUUACGUUUACAUUAUCCGAUUUUAUCAUCACAUCUGAUUUUAAAAUCGAUAACAUUAUGUGUAUUUUUUUAUUCAUGAAACAUGUAAAUACA
This is a messenger RNA of Hydra vulgaris (swiftwater hydra), 3216 nucleotides long. Its product is annotated as RNA-binding protein 26. Gene Ontology annotation, biological process: mRNA processing. Gene Ontology annotation, molecular function: RNA binding; metal ion binding. The record is from RefSeq and is a predicted model, not a curated record. Lineage: Eukaryota; Metazoa; Cnidaria; Hydrozoa; Anthoathecata; Hydridae. Gene Ontology annotation, cellular component: nucleus.